CCGCGCGUGCGCACGUCCGCGCUGCUCGGUCGCGGUGCGGCCUCCGCCGUCUCCUCUGCAAAUGGGCUCCCCGGCCUAGCGCCCCGUUCCCGCCACCGUGACCGCGCGCCCAGGUCCGCGAGGGGCCGCCGCCGAGGUUUCCACCAGUCCACAGCAAGAGCAUGGCGGCCAUCCCCUCCAGCGGCUCGCUCGUGGCCACCCACGACUACUACCGGCGCCGCCUGGGCUCCACUUCCAGUAACAGCUCCUGCGGAAGUGCCGAGUGCCCUGGGGAAGCCAUCCCCCACCCCCCGGGUCUCCCCAAAGCCGACCCGGGUCACUGGUGGGCAAGCUUCUUUUUUGGGAAGUCCACUCUCCCAUUCAUGGCCACGGUGCUGGAGUCCCCAGAGCACUCGGACUCUCCCCAGGCCGCCCGCAGUGUGAUCACCUGUGACCUGGCUGGGGAAGCCACAAGGAAGCAGCCUGGCGGCCAGCCUGGCAGAGCCAACGCUGGGCCCCCGUCCUGAGUGGCCGCCAGCAGACUUCCAGAGGCGCUAGGCUCUCUGAGCCCCCCCCCACCCCCCACCCCACCUCCUGUAGACUAGGCCGGCUGCAACAAGCAGACGCAGUUGGGUUCUUUUAUAGCAAAACAGCAAAACACCAAAAAGGAAGUCGAGAGAGCCCCACUCUUUACUACCCAAGCCACAUGCAAGCCUGCCUAACACCCAUAACCAUGUGCCUUGCACCAAGUGGAAAAUAAAUGAGAAGCAGCCAGCA
This is a messenger RNA of Pipistrellus kuhlii (Kuhl's pipistrelle), 756 nucleotides long. It is a transcript of the gene PPDPF, whose product is annotated as pancreatic progenitor cell differentiation and proliferation factor. The coding region runs from base 162 to 506 and encodes 114 amino acids. The record is from RefSeq and is a predicted model, not a curated record. The transcript is spliced from 5 exons. Gene Ontology annotation, biological process: multicellular organism development; cell differentiation. Lineage: Eukaryota; Metazoa; Chordata; Mammalia; Chiroptera; Vespertilionidae.